AUGUCGCUGGAGCGUCAGGCCCAUACGCAGCCAUCACCAGCAGUGCAAGGCUAUGACAAUUUGUUGGCACUUCCUGUCUGGAAGGACCAAGCCUAUCUGUCCAGGGAAACACCUACAGCUAGGAUCCACUUGGGUCUAACCCUGACAAGAGAGUGGGAAAGGGAGCUGUCCCCUGGAGAACUGUCAUCUGCUUCUGCUCAGGACGAGCUCAUGGAGUUCGCUGACUCAGCCUCUCCUGCCCCUCUGGGAUGGGACAAAAGAGCACCUUGGGAUGCUGAUCUACCAUCCCUCAAGGACAAAAUGCAUUGCCAAGCAUGCAGCACGGCCCACAGCAACAGAAGAAUUUGUUACAUUGCUUCAAACGAGACCUCCAGCAAAGCUGAGGACUCUGCAUCUCUCGCCUUUCCGAAGAAGCUCUGGAGAAUUCUCCAGAGCCACCAGUUUCAGUCCAUCUGGUGGGUUGAUGAUGGCAUCUGUGUUGCCAUCAAUGAAGAGGCCUUCCAAAAGGAAGCGCUGGCAUGGGGAGUUUUUGAAACUGACAGCAUGGAAGGCUUCCUUCGUCAGCUCCACCUCUACAGAUUCACCAAAGUGGAACGUGACUCCGAAACAUCUGACUCUCUUGAUGAACUUCUGGCAGAAGAAGUAGCAGCACCUUCUGCUCCCAGCAAGUUACUCUUCUACUACCACCCCAACUUCAAGAGAGAUGAUCCCCACCUGCUCGAGAGGUGCAAGCCAAGACCUGGCCUCAAGAGGAGAGCACCAGCUCCAUUUUCACAAGGACUGCCUUUGAAGAAAAGCUGCCCCUCAAGACGUGCAGAUGGGCAGCCUGUGGGGGCAGCUGCUGCGUCAGUGGGGACUUCACCAGACUGCCAUGACUUCUCAAAUAUGAUGGAAAGUGUCUUUGCAACUUCAGCUGCCAGUUGA
Molecule: messenger RNA, 924 nt
Organism: Chaetura pelagica (chimney swift)
Lineage: Eukaryota; Metazoa; Chordata; Aves; Apodiformes; Apodidae
Product: heat shock transcription factor, Y-linked-like
Exons: 4
Coding region: 1-924 (307 amino acids)
Biological process (GO): regulation of DNA-templated transcription
Molecular function (GO): sequence-specific DNA binding; DNA-binding transcription factor activity
Source: RefSeq, a predicted model, not a curated record